Messenger RNA from Cydia strobilella, 712 nucleotides. RefSeq lists its product as uncharacterized. The transcript is spliced from 5 exons. The record is from RefSeq and is a predicted model, not a curated record. NCBI's taxonomy places the organism in Eukaryota, Metazoa, Arthropoda, Insecta, Lepidoptera, Tortricidae. Bases 80 to 712 code for a protein of 210 amino acids.
UAAAAUCCUUAUGGCCUCCUGUUAAAAUCUACAGUUUACUACCGAAAUUUCUGUAAAAACAGGUCGAAAUUUCUGUAAAAUGUGCGACAAUCAAAACGUGAAGGCUGAUCGCAUAAGAUGCGAGGCAUGUCGGACCAUAAACCUGGCGACGGACAAGUACAACCCCAAGCCGAGCAUGGAGUUGUACAACAAGUGCACCCCCGUGCGGAAGCCGGACUGCGGCGGACGCUUCACAGAGCUCCCUUUAAACCCCACCUGCAUCAGAGUGUGCCCGAGACAUGAAGUCCUUGCGCGGAUGAAAGGGGAGCUACCGCCCAAGAUGUGUCCCGUGCCCUAUGGUCAUGGAAAGCUGAUGUAUGCCGUCAAGGCUGGGCUCCUAGUCGGCGCAGUUUACUUCACGUACACGCAAGGAGUGUGGGGCGACCAGCGAGACGUCACCGAGGCGAUCGCGCGAUGGCAGGAGUACAUACGCAGUAUGAACACCCGCCGCCCUCCCGUGUUCGACAAGUGCGGUCUUGUUAUCAAAAAAGAAAAUCCGGAGAGUAUCAUCGCUCCAGCCUACGCGUUGUAUAAACACUUUGUCACAUUGUGUUUUGCAGGUAUUGUGAAGCUCCCUCAAAUUCUCAAAUGCCAAUACUUAGAGUACCUAAAAGCCAUUCAUAAGAAAAAAUUGGACGAAAUACGUGAAAGAAAACUCAGGAAACAAGGAUGA